AUGCAGUAAUCACAUAAAUUUCUAAGAUAAUACACAGGACAAUAAAAGUACUAGCAUAGAUCAAAGAAUUUAGAAGCACUUAAGGAUAUGAUGGUUUAUCCUUCAUUGUAGAGAUAUAAUGUAAUAUUAAAUGAGAAUUUUGCCAUCGGCCUAAACUUUAACGGAAUUUUUGCUAUGAAAUUAUGCGUUUAAAAUUAACCAUCCUCUGAAAUCGUUACUAAGAUAAGUAGGAUUAUAAAUACAUAAUUAUAACUAGUUGAGGAUUAUGUUAUAAAGUUAAAUAUAAAUUAGAUUAUUUUAAAUAUCGUUUUUCGAGCGAUGAUAAUUUUGAUACUUGUAUCAGUUAUAUAUGCGCAAUUGGAUUAGCUGCGAGAAACAGAAUUGGGAUCAACAUUAUUAGAAACUGUGUAACUACAUAUUUAAGCUGAUGAACCCACAGGAGAUUUAUUGUAAUUAUUGAAUGGAAUUCAUGAGAAACUAGUAAAAUAAAGAAGUAAUGCGAAUAAACUUUAAAAAUCGAAAUUAGAUGAAUGUAUACAAAAUGUUGAAUCGAUAGAGGAAUUAAUUGCAAAACUAAAUGAGAAUAAAUAUGAUGUACGGGAAGAAAUUUAUGCACAUAAGCCUCACAUUGAAUAGUAUCAACACAUGAUGACAACCAAAAUUAAAGAGAAGGAAUUGUUAAUAAAAAAUAUAGAGAUUUGUCAAAAUAGAGAGAAGUUACAAAAAGAGUAAUAUCAUAAAUUAACAAUGCAAUUAUAAGAAAGGAGAUAUGAUUAUGUGAAUCAAAAAAAUCCGUUGUCUCUCAAAAUUGAUUAAUAAAGCUUAAAACCAUUGUUAAAUGAUUUGAUUGAUUUUACUACAGAUAUGAUGUCAUUAGAAGAUAAGUAUUUCGAUGAAAAACAACAAUAAACCAAAAAUUUAAUUUCAUUAUAUUAAUCAUAAUUAGAUAGUGUCAUACAAUUUUUGAAUGAAAUACAAUAGAACAUAGAUGAAACUGAGCAUCUAGUGAAAUAAUUAGAUUUAGAAUAUAAUGAGAUCAUUUAUAGAAUUAAUUUAAAACAAGAAUAAGUUAAUGAUAUCAAGCAAGAGUGUAAUCACAUUUUUUAAUAAACUAAACAUCAAUCAUAACGCAUUUCAAACGAAAUCGAAGUGGUUAAUUCAAUAAUCUAAUUAAUUGAACACAAUUUUGCAUGGUUACGUUAACAAUUAGGAUUAUGA
Messenger RNA from Paramecium tetraurelia, 1218 nucleotides. RefSeq lists its product as uncharacterized. The record is from RefSeq and is a predicted model, not a curated record. Lineage: Eukaryota; Ciliophora; Oligohymenophorea; Peniculida; Parameciidae. The transcript has 6 exons.